GUAUCCAAAUAAAAUAAACAAAUAAAAAACAUCAACAACAAUCAGCUGAUUGUCAAUUUGUCCAGAGAUAUUUGACAUUUGUUAUUAUUUGUUAUUCUCUAUUUGUAAAAUUUAUUAUUGUAUUUUGUGAAUUGUUAAAAAAAAAAAACCUAUCAUUGAUUAAUCAUCACAAUGCCAAAUGAAAAAUCAAAAAGUUUAAUUCCACCUUCUGCUAUUGUUGAAGUUGAUAUUCGAGAAGAUGAAGAACAAGCUGUUAAAUUUAAUGAGAUUGUUGAUCUCUUGGUGGCAGCUGGUUAUUUCAGAGCAAGAAUCAAGGGUAUAUCAAAUUUUGACAAGGUCAUAGGAGGAAUGACUUGGUGCAUUGAAUCAUGUAAUUUUGACGUUGAUGUUGAUUUAUUGUUUCAUGAAAAUUUAACAAUUGGUCAAAAAAUAUCAUUGACAGAAAAAAUUGUGGCAAUGUUACCAAAAAUGAAUUGUCCCCACAGAAUUGAACCCCAUCAAAUUCAGGGUCUAGAUUGCAUUCAUAUAUUUCCAGUUAUCCAGUGGCUUGUUAAACGUUCAAUGGAAACGAGAAAAGAUAAUGCAAGUUUUGUACGUGCAUUUGCAUUAAGUCAAUUUGAUAAAUUGUAUUCAUCUAAAAAUAAUGAACAUUCAAUGAAAGAUGAACAAAUGAAAAAUAUUGAAGCUAAUAUUCAAUCAGUUAAACAAUCAUAUGGACCUAAAAGAAAAUUUAAAAGAGCUGGUGAAGCUCCAAAAGAUGAAAUAGCUCGUGUUAAAAGUACAUUGUUAGAGUAUGGUAUUUUACCAAUUGGAAAUAUUGUGUCAUCUGUAUCUGAUAGUGGUGAAAAUGAGAAUGUAAAUAUUCAAGAUACAACAGAAAUUAAUAAUGAAUUAAUAAAAGAUCAAGGACAAGUUGUUCACCUGGAUGAGGAACGUUUAAGUGCAAGUGCAGUUGGAAAUAUUGUUGGACUUCAAGCACAAGAAAUUGUUCAAGUUUCUGAGCUAUAUGCUUCAUUGUCUGUUGAUUCAAGUAAUUCGACAAAUGAAUCAAGAAUAUUAUCAGCACUUGAAAAACAACAAUCAACAUUACAAAAAAGAAUUAAUAAAUUAAAAAUGGAACAUGACACAUUGACUGAACAGUACAAUAAUCAAAUUGAAAAAAUGAAAAAAACAAAUGAGAAAAAACAAAUUAUUGAGGAUGAAUUUUUGAGAAUGAAAGAAAUGGAAACUCCAGAAAAUAAAGGAAUGUUGGCUAAGCUAGAAGAGUUACUUGCAGUUCACAGUGGUUUAAAAAAUCAAGAACAUAAAUUUCGAGAACAAUGUAAAAUUGAUUUAGUUAAUCUCCAAAAUUUAGUUGAAAAUAUUGAAACUUGUGAUCCACAAGAAAAAGAAAAUCAAAUUGCUGAAUAUGAUUCACUUAAAGAGUCAAUAAAUAAAACAAGAUUAUUACUUGCUAAAAAAAAUCGUGCAAUUGCUUCAUUAACACGUAAACUUGAUGAUGUACCAGGUAGAUCUGAAUUGACUCAGUAUCAAAGAAGAUUUAUGGAACUUUACAAUCAAGUUUCUGCUAAACACAAGGAAACUAAACAGUACUAUACAUUGUAUAAUACUUUGGAUGAUACUAAACUUUAUUUGAGCAAGGAAUUAUCUCUCUUAAAUUCAAUUCAAGAAAACUACAAUGAAGCAAUGGCAUCUGCAAGUGGAAAAGAACAAUUUUUAAAACAAUUUGAAGCAAUAAUAGCUGGUAUUAAACGAAACAAAGACAUGGUGGAAACAAGAUGUGCUGAGGAAAAAGACAAACGUUUUAAGUUGAAUAAACAACUUGUUACUCUUGUUGAACAACAAAGAAAAUAUGUUGCUGCUGUGAGACAACUAACAAUUGAAUGUCGUAAAAAUGAGGCACUUCUUGCUCAACUACGUGCCACAUAAAAACCAAAAAUUAAUGAAGAAUUAAAUGAAGGAUCCAGAAUUUAAUACGUAUUACUACGACAGUCAUGUUUUAUAUUGUUUUUUUUUUUUUAAUAACGUACUUUUGGCGUGUGUAAUAUUGUUUAACAAUGUACGAUUGACAACGAAUUAAAUAAUAAUAUUUUUUUAUAAAUUAAUAAAUCAAUUGUUCCACAG
Messenger RNA from Aphidius gifuensis, 2124 nucleotides. RefSeq names its product coiled-coil domain-containing protein 93 (gene fidipidine). The record is from RefSeq and is a predicted model, not a curated record. NCBI's taxonomy places the organism in Eukaryota, Metazoa, Arthropoda, Insecta, Hymenoptera, Braconidae. Gene Ontology annotation, biological process: Golgi to plasma membrane transport. The transcript has 10 exons. The coding region runs from base 172 to 1929 and encodes 585 amino acids.